Messenger RNA from Cercocebus atys (sooty mangabey), 1084 nucleotides. RefSeq names its product trafficking protein particle complex 6A (gene TRAPPC6A). Bases 320 to 799 code for a protein of 159 amino acids. The transcript has 6 exons. Gene Ontology annotation, biological process: regulation of GTPase activity; endoplasmic reticulum to Golgi vesicle-mediated transport. Gene Ontology annotation, cellular component: trans-Golgi network; TRAPP complex; cis-Golgi network. The record is from RefSeq and is a predicted model, not a curated record. NCBI's taxonomy places the organism in Eukaryota, Metazoa, Chordata, Mammalia, Primates, Cercopithecidae.
UUAAAAGCCGAGUAUGUCACGUGUAACCAGUAAUUUGGCCAAUAGGAAUGCUCAAGAACCCGGAAAUAGGGAAGGGACGGCAGCAAGUUGCAGAAGAUGUUGUCACGUGCGGCCAGAGGAGGAGUAGGCCCGCCCCCUAGUAUCCCAGGCUCACGCGCACACCACCUGAGCCGGAGGUGGGGAGGCGGGGCUGGUCUAAAACACCAGCGGAAGCAGGAGUAGGAGGGCUCGCGCCGUGACUUGAGAGGCGUGGCUUACCAAGCCUGGCCAAUGAGAGCGGGAAGCGCUGGGCGCAUCUUUAGGCGCGCGAGGAGGGCUCAUGGCGGACACUGUGCUGUUCGAGUUUCUUCACACGGAGAUGGUGGCGGAGCUGUGGGCUCACGACCCCGACCCCGGUCCGGGGGGACAGAAGAUGAGCCUGUCGGUCCUGGAGGGUAUGGGGUUCCGCGUGGGCCAGGCUCUAGGCGAGAGACUGCCCCGGGAGACGCUGGCCUUCAGGGAGGAGCUGGAUGUCCUCAAGUUCUUGUGCAAAGACCUGUGGGUGGCCGUGUUCCAGAAACAGAUGGACAGCCUGCGCACCAAUCACCAGGGGACCUACGUCCUGCAAGACAACAGCUUCCCCCUCCUCCUUCCGAUGGCCUCUGGCCUGCAGUAUCUGGAGGAAGCACCCAAGUUCCUGGCCUUCACCUGCGGCCUCCUGCGUGGCGCCCUCUGUACCCUGGGCAUUGAGAGUGUGGUCACCGCCUCCGUGGCAGCCCUGCCCGUCUGUAAGUUCCAGGUGGUGAUUCCGAAAUCCUAAGCCUGCCCCGCACCCGCCGAGCUGCACUGCUGCCCCCAGUCUCACCGGCCUCAGGAGACGGCGGCUGCAUUGGGCCCCAGGCCGCUGCAUUUGGGGGUGGUGUUGGGGCUAGUGCUGGGGAUCCCAGGCCCUAGGGGUCACAUUUACUCAGGAAGUGGGUAUCAAAGCGAGGUGGGGGUGUCACAGGAGGCAAAGGGGUCCCAGUUGCGGUCAGGACUGGGGUGGGAUUCCUGCCUGCCCACUGCCCAGAGGCUGUUCAAUAAAGGCUGUGUGUGUGGAAUCUGA